UCUCCAUUUCAGAAUGUGACCAAGGCGGAUGUUGACAAGCCUUUUAAGCUAAAUGGGCUAUUCCUGACCCCGGAUGCGUCGGCUUAUCUGCUCCAUAUCAUACAGCGCGUCGAUCCUACGAAACGGCAGAAAGUUUUAAGACGCCUGAUUGAAACUAUCCUGAAGCAAAAAAUCGACGACACACGUAUCACCAAGGUGUUGUGUGAGCAAGCUGUGAAUGAAUGUAAAGCCGAUCGGAACGUGGACAACCCUAUCCUUUUUGUGAUAGACGCAUUCGAGGUUCCCCGUUUUCAUUACUCCAAGAGUUUGAAAAAGUUCAUUCCCCUGGAUAAUUCGGAUUUCGAUGGCCAGUGGAAUUCUCUGUUUCCUGCCUCAUCGCAAGUCAAGUCUUUUUUGUAUGCCAAUCGCUACGAGGUCAUCUAUCAACGCGUCUUGCGACAUCAGUUAUUUUCUCAAACCGCUGCACACGGUCAUGUGGGUGCGAAUGAGUCUGUCAACUAUCGAAUUCGACCAAUCGAAUAUUUGUUGGCCUCUGGAUCGCGUAUUGAAUCAGCCAUUGUACUUGGGAUGCUAUGUCAACUACGGGAAGGUAUUUGGCAUCUAGAGGACCCUACUGGUAUUGUCCGUCUCGAUCUGAAAGAAGCUGUUUUUCACGAGGGCUUGUUUCCCGAAGGGUGUGUAGUCCUGGUUGAGGGCGCCUAUGAAGACCAGAUACUACACGUGAUGGGAAUGGGAUUGCCUCCUUGUGAAAUGAGUGACGCCUCACGUCGUGCGUUUUCCGUGAGCAAUCCUUUUGGAGGUGGAUUGGCAGGAGCUUUAGCCGCUCCGCAAGACCCUAAGAUGCAUCGUCUUCUCAUGACCACACAGGCAGGUGCGGAUGCCAUGCUUGUUUUACUCGGUGAGACCCGACUAGACCAAGGAGAUUGCCUUGAAAGAUUGUCCACCUUAUUUACCGGUUACAGCGCUUGUCCUCCGGUGGCGUUCGUACUUACCGGGAAUUUCCUCAGUCCAGAUUCGAACGGUCGGAGUUGUGGGGAACGUCUAUCGUGCCUGCGCUCCUUGCUGCGCCAACUCCUGUCCACCUACAAAAAUGCCUUUCCAGAUGUAGAUAGCCUGGGUCCCAGUCAAUCUCCUCAUCUGAUUCUGAUUCCUGGGCCCGACGACCCAGCCUGUGCGCCGUCCCAUUUGCUUCCUAAACGUGGCUUCCCCGCUGAACUAAUUGGAGAAUUCUCGAGACGCCGAGCAGAUAUGGCGGUCGAAUGCCCUCCAUGGCUUCACUUGGCCUCCAACCCGUGUCGAAUUCGGUUAUACACCCGGGAGGUGGUAAUCUUUCGUGCGGACUACACACGCCUGCUUGUAAGACAUUGUAUUCAUCUCCCCACUUUUACGGGUCCCCAAGAAGAAAACACGGACACAACAGGAUCGCAGGAAACGCAGCUACCUAAAUCGUUACAAUCGCCGAACAAAAUUGACGACCUACCGGCCGAUACAGCAAUUGUCAGACCAAGCACUCCAGCGGCUCGCCUAGGUGUCGGUCUCGCUCGAUGUUUGGCCAGUCAAGCUCACCUGCUACCCCUAAUGGGUCACAUUGCUCCAGUCUAUUGGUCGUGGGAUCAGGCAUUGAGCCUGAACCCCCUGCCAAACCUAGUCGUGGCGGUCGAGCCUCAGGCACUGGCAGAUCUAAAUGCAUCUACGGCGAACCCCAUACAGACUGGAAACUGUCGAUUCAUCAAUCCCGGACAGUUUGGACAAGCAGUGGCAGCUGCAGACGGCAGUGGAUUGCGAACAGAAUACUCUUUCAAAGUAUAUUAUGCACAAACUGGUGUAGUGGAGAACAGUUGUUUACCGGUUUGAGGCUCAUUCCAUGUUUCGUCACGCUCAUUAUUCAACAACAGAUUGUACUAUUUUUCUCUAUGAUUAUAAACCUAUUUUCCGCUUCCUUCGAAGUUUAUGAAGAGGCCUUAAAGCUGUGCUGUGAUGGGUAAUGCAACCUACAGAAAAAACGUUCACUUUCAGUUUCGC
Messenger RNA from Opisthorchis viverrini, 2022 nucleotides. RefSeq lists its product as hypothetical. Gene Ontology annotation, cellular component: epsilon DNA polymerase complex. Gene Ontology annotation, molecular function: DNA binding. Lineage: Eukaryota; Metazoa; Platyhelminthes; Trematoda; Opisthorchiida; Opisthorchiidae. The annotation marks the transcript as partial. The record is from RefSeq and is a predicted model, not a curated record. The transcript has 7 exons. Gene Ontology annotation, biological process: error-prone translesion synthesis; DNA-templated DNA replication.